Messenger RNA from Jaculus jaculus (lesser Egyptian jerboa), 489 nucleotides. RefSeq names its product cytochrome c oxidase subunit 7A2, mitochondrial. The transcript has 4 exons. Gene Ontology annotation, biological process: mitochondrial electron transport, cytochrome c to oxygen; regulation of oxidative phosphorylation; mitochondrial respirasome assembly. Lineage: Eukaryota; Metazoa; Chordata; Mammalia; Rodentia; Dipodidae. The coding region runs from base 114 to 365 and encodes 83 amino acids. The record is from RefSeq and is a predicted model, not a curated record.
CUGGAACUCACGUCUUCCUUGACGCAUGCGCGGCCAGGAGGGAGUUCCGUUUCCGACCAGCUGAACUUCGUUCCUGCGGUUUCUUGAGCUUGCUGGUUAGCCGCUGAGACAAGAUGCUGCGGAACCUGCUGGCCCUUCGUCGGGUUACGCAAAGGACCUUUAGCACCGCUUCCCGCAGGCAUUUUGAAAAUAAAGUUCCGGAGAAACAAAAGGUCUUUCAGGAGGAUAAUGGACUCCCGGUGCAUCUGAAGGGUGGGGUAACAGAUGCUCUCCUGUAUAGAGCCACCAUGUUUCUCACACUUGGUGGAACAGUGUAUGCCUUAUACCUGUUGACUCUGGCUUCAUUUCCCAAAAAGCAGGAUUGACUUCAGUUGUCCCAGCCAUCAUUUGGGCUUCAGCUUCAUUCAGCUCUCUGUGGACCAAUAAGCUUUUGGGAUCAAUAUUUAUUUCCUUGUAAUAAGUGCCACCAAUAAAACAAUCUUUACCAUG